AUGAGUAAAUUACUUCGUGAUAUCUCACUUGAGGUAAAGAAAGCAGUGAAGAUGGAACUGGCUUCUGUGAACGAAUCGUUAAGCUCAUGGUGUAUAAAAGUGGAUACUAUAAAUGCUUCACUGGCAAUCCUAACUGAGAAAGUUAAAGACUUGGAGAAGAAAAACAUGUACUUGACAAAUCAAAAUACCCACUUGGAAUUAAAAGUUAAUGCUAUAGAACAACAAAUCAGAAAUAUGGAACAAAAACAGUUGGAUAAUGUACUGGAAAUAACAGGAAUUCCCGAAGAUAAGGACGAGAACUUGGAAAAACUUUCAAGUAAACUAGCCUCGAAACUAAACAUAGAGAAAGGUCAAGUGUCAAUGGUGAAGAGACUGAAAGGCAGGGACGGUAAAUAA
Parnassius apollo (apollo) is the source of this 396-nucleotide messenger RNA. The record is from the annotation of a GenBank genome assembly. Lineage: Eukaryota; Metazoa; Arthropoda; Insecta; Lepidoptera; Papilionidae.